AAAAACCUCUCUCUCUCCUCUCUCUCUCUCUCUCUCUCACACACACACACACUUGCUCGCGCUUUCUCUGUUCUUGCUUCCUCUCACGGUUCACGCAGAACGAACAAACUAGCGAUGGCGAGUCUUUGGCGAGCCGCGAUAGGUGCAGGGCAGACGGUGGAGGACUACGGUGGUGUCGAAUUCUGGUCAGAACCAGAGCGCACCGGAUGGCUUACGAAGCAGGGAGAGUACAUUAAGACAUGGCGUCGACGUUGGUUCGUAUUGAAGCAAGGUAAGCUCUUCUGGUUCAAAGACUCUUACGUUACUCGUGCUUCCAAGCCUCGUGGUGUCAUCCCUGUAAGCAAUUGCCUCACUGUCAAGGGCGCCGAAGAUGUCCUCAAUAAGAAGUUCGCUUUCGAGCUUUCCACCAGUCGAGAAACUAUGUACUUUAUUGCUGAUUCUGAGAAGGAGAAGGAGGAAUGGAUCAACUCUAUUGGACGUUCUAUCGUUCAGCACUCCAGAUCUGUUACCGAUAAUGAAGUCGUCGAUUACGAUAGCAAGCGGUGAGGAUAAUCAUCCAAAAAAAAAUUAAUUAUUAAAUAAAAGAUCAUCAUUUUCGUCUGUGUUUGAUGGUUUUGUACACUAUAGGUGCGCCUUCAUCUUGUUCCUGAUCAUGUCUCGUAAUGUUCAUUCGAACUUUUGCUAUUAUUUGUAUAUUUAAUCUUGAACCUUUUUUUUUUUCGUGUUUUAAUUGCUGUAAGAGGAUGAAUUGUUAAUUUCGAAUUUCCGAUGUACAGAAACUAAGCUUUAUUUUUCUUGUUCUUCA
Macadamia integrifolia is the source of this 805-nucleotide messenger RNA. Its product is annotated as pleckstrin homology domain-containing protein 1-like. The transcript has a single exon. The record is from RefSeq and is a predicted model, not a curated record. NCBI's taxonomy places the organism in Eukaryota, Viridiplantae, Streptophyta, Magnoliopsida, Proteales, Proteaceae. The coding region runs from base 115 to 546 and encodes 143 amino acids.